This is a messenger RNA of Plenodomus lingam JN3, 4116 nucleotides long. The record is from RefSeq and is a predicted model, not a curated record. Lineage: Eukaryota; Fungi; Ascomycota; Dothideomycetes; Pleosporales; Leptosphaeriaceae.
AUGAUUGCAACAUCCACAUCACCCUCUCUUCCUUCACACCGGGACGCUUUCAGCCGUAAUGCUGGUCAGAGGGCUUCGCAAGAAAGACGGAAAGCACUGGUCCCAGAAUUUUAUGUGUCACGCGUGAUCGGAGAUCAACCGUUGUGUCAAGCUCGACAGAAUGAUUCGGACGAGGAUGGUACAUCCAAUUCAGAUGCCAUCGAAGAUGACGGGGUUGUUGCAAUUGAAGAAUCCAAUGACAUCCUGGACACCUUGUUAGGUGACUUGGAUGGCUCGAUACCUUCUUGGGAGACCAAUAUCACACCAGAGUUCGUGCGUGCGCUAGCCGAGACAGCUUGGGGCCACCAGAUUGAAGCUAUCCGCGAUGCCAUGUACAAGCAUGUCGCUUUAGAAACCUCUUUUCGUGUACAUCUCCCAAGGGGUAGCUUGAACACGUUUCGCCUCGAGUUCCACGUUGCCCAUCUUAUUCUAAGAAAGGCACCAGCUCCACCGGUGGGUGGCACAGAUAACGGAACCGAGAAGAAUGAUCCAGUGGCUGAUUUGACUUUUCUUGAGGAUGCCAACUCUCCAGAAGAAGCUCCAAGAUAUCUCAUUUAUCAAUCGCAUAUUAGCGUAACGGUGUGUGGGUGGAGCGACACCCAAUGGACGGGAUACGCAUUCGCCAAUACAGGUCUUCCAUUGACCUCCUUCGUAUCGCAAGUAGAAGAUGAGCCGACACACGACUUGUUCGCUGCGGACCGUGAUGACGACUAUAUCAAAGACGCAGACGAUACGACAUGGGAUGCGCGAAAGUACUGGCUACAGGUCGUGGGUAUACGAUGCGAACUGAUCUUGAAAGAGUGGACUUACCUAGUUCGCACAGUCGAGGAAGCAAUCACUAAAUGGAGAGCGAAUGAUCCGUGCAACAAGAGUAUUGCUCAGGCAAACCUAGAUUCUAAAGAUAUCAAGAGAUCGCUUGACUGGAUUGUUCAGACUAUGCAGCUUUUACGGCAACUUCGAGACUCCCUGUCGCUCACACUGAGAGCAUACAAACGUUUCGCCGAGCCAGGUGGGGAUAUGGCAUACUUUUCCGACCUUUCCGACUGCGGCAGAACACACAACAGUAUCAAAGGGACCUUCGAGAAGCUGACAGAUCUCUAUGACAUACUAAAAUCUCUUGAUGAUUCCUGUCAGCGAUUCACAAUCCACCUUGGCCGAAUCUUAAGUUUAGAGCACAACCGCCUCACAGCGGAGAGCUACAAGAUCAGCAAAGACGAAUACCAGUUGAGUGCCGAGAGCAACAGCCUUACUAAAGACCGCAACCAGCUGGAUGCUGAGAGUAUGAGAUUAAAUAAACAAUCUCUCAGCAUCAACCUUCGCUCUAGCGAGCUUUACGACACGCUUCGAGAACUGACGGAGCAAAGUACCAUAGCAGCAUGUGCAAAUCAAGCGGAUGCAGCGAGAACAAGUCGCAGUACACGCGUGAGUGUGGAGAUUCCGCCUGCGCACUUUUCGACAUAUGCCUCUCCGUAUUCAUUCAGCAGACAGUGCAGAAAGAUUGUCGCGCUAGACGAAGCACAUAACUACAUGACGCAAGACCAAUCAACAUCUUGGGGUACCGACGUGGCGCCGAGCCAGCCUCCUUGGGCCCGCGCGUUGUCGCGCGCAGCCGCUACCUUCUCUCGCCAUCGCUACCUUCUCUCGCCAUCGCUACCUUCUCUCGCCAUCGCUACCCUACAUCGCACGUUUCUCUUCAUCACUCCUAGUCUUAUUUCGCCCUCUCUGGGUCACGUAGGAUUGCGAGUGGCUGUGUGCGCGACGGGCGCUGUAGCAUUUUUUAGCGACUUAUAUGCCCCUUCGAGAAUGUCUACGCAAUCGCGGUCGCAGGUCAUACGGUCUAAACCGAUAGGUGAAGGAUUAGAUGGCUUCCGCAAUACCUUCAAUUCGAUAUGCGAUGACAUAGGCGUCCCUAACUCCUCGCAAGCGCUUGAUCAGGUGGGUUAUGAAGAUACCCAAGACCUGCUGGUUACUCUUAUAUCUGCCUUGCAGGCCCUUCCUGCCGCUCGACUCCUACAAUCCAAGAAUGGGAGUAAAAGUCUCUUCCACGACCUCUUACGGCUUAAUGCCGCAGUCGGUUCUGACGGUUUCGACGCUGACCGAGUACGACCUCUGCUUGACGCGAUCCUCACACUUCAGCCUGACGAAUUUGUCUGGGAUGCAGUCUACAAUGCCGUCACCAAAUCAACGCCUCCACCCCGCCCUACCUCGUCCUUCCCACAAACACCCCUGUCCAGCAACACGGGCAGCUUCGCGAACUCAGCCGAGCACCGCAAACACGUAGACAAUGUGCUGAAGGAAGAGCUUGGACACCUAUACGUUGGCAUACCUGGCUUCUUCGACGCGUUCUUCAGAGAUGUGCCAGGUCUGAGACCUGCGGCACAGGCUGUGUUCGACAAGUGCCAGGAAGGAGAUAAACCACUCUACCGGUUGGCGAGCGGUUGGCAAGGCUGGCCUGAAGGGGCGAAAGAAAAGGAUGUUUUAAACUGGUUUGCCCCGCUCACAGACCGGCUGUUGGACCUCACAGAAGGGCAUCAGCUGGAAUCUAGAGUUCGGCGGCGACUACUGGCACAGCCAAAUCAGCCUCUGCAAGGCUCCACUGCCGAUCGCAAGCUGGACAUUGGCUUUGUGGACGAUCUAAACGCCGGCGUGAACUUAAAGUGUCGAUGGUCACAGAUUCUGAUACCUAGGGAGCUUAAGAGCAAUCCCCGCCGCUUUGUUGUUGGCUUCACUCUCUGUGGACCCUUUAUGCGGCUAUGGACAUUCGACCGACUUGGAGGUAUCGCUUCCGAGCAGUUUGACAUAAACGAAGAUGGAUUGCAGUUUGUGUCUGCAAUGCUUGGCUUUCUCUGGAUGAGCGAGGAACAGCUAGGGUUCGAUCCGACGAUUAUUAUAGUUAGAGACAAGCGGUACAUUGAGAUUAAGCGGGAGAAUAGGAAAGAGCGCCUCGUUAUUGAUAGGUUGAUAAAACGGGUGCCUUGCGUCGCUGGUCGAGCAACGACCUGCUGGAAAGUUUAUAAAGAAGAAGAUCCUAACACGCCGCUUGUUGUUAAGGAUUCAUGGCAGUAUCUAGAGCGCGAAGAGGAAGGCGAAUUGUUACGCGAGGCAACUAAGAAGGGGGUGAUAAAUGUUGCUAGGUACUUCCACCAUGAGACAGUUAGUGUAGGCAGUCAAGACGACGACAUCCGCGCAAAUGUACGGAAAGGCCUGGAUAUAACCAAGGCAACGAACUACAAGCUAGAAAAGUCAAUGCCGCCACUAAGCACGACCGGACAACGGGCCUCGCGGAGAGACAGAAGCAGCAGCAACACUAGCGGGCGGAAGCGAUCCUUAAGCUGCACAGCACUGCCAUUACCGCCUAGUAAGCGCACUUGCUCAGGCUCCCCAAUAAAGCAUGCUGUGGCGAAUCGAGUCCACCGCCGUGUUGUUGUUCGCGACUACGGGAAACCUAUUUACAAGACCAGUUCAAUAGUCAGCCUUCUAGCGCAGUUAGAAGGCUGUAUUAACGGAUACGAGUCGUUACACAUACAGGCUAACAUGCUACAAUGCGAUAUCUCACUGAACAACCUCUUGAUUAACGAGGAAGACGAUAAUCCCUCUUGGCCCGCGUUUCUAAUUGAUCUUGAUCUUGCGGUUAAGGAGAAUCGCGAGGAACCGUCAGGAGCGCGAGGGAAGACGGGCACGCGAGCGUUCAUGGCAAUUGGGGUGCUUCUCGACGAAGAGAAGCAUUCGUUCAUGCACGAUCUCGAAUCGUUCUUCUGGGUCCUCUUCUGGAUAUGCAUUCAUUAUGAUGGACCAGCCAAAGAUGUUAGGGCGACGGAGUUUGAGAAGUGGAAUUAUGUGAACAUGGAGGAAUUGGCGGAAUUGAAGUCAGGGCUUGUGAGUAGGGAAAGACAUUUUCUUAAUCGGAUCACGAAAGCCUUCACGCCAUACUACCAGCCGUUGAUUCCAUAUGUGAAUAGGCUGCGACAGGCAGUCUUCCCAAUGGAUAAACCGUGGGAGAAUGAGGACAAGACAUUGUAUUCUCGAAUGAAGGAGAUUCUUCGAUUGGCGCGAACGGAUCUGGAAAACUCAGAGUGA